Molecule: messenger RNA, 3464 nt
Organism: Hemicordylus capensis (graceful crag lizard)
Lineage: Eukaryota; Metazoa; Chordata; Lepidosauria; Squamata; Cordylidae
Gene: ATP4A
Product: ATPase H+/K+ transporting subunit alpha
Exons: 23
Coding region: 1-3099 (1032 amino acids)
Biological process (GO): potassium ion import across plasma membrane; intracellular potassium ion homeostasis; proton transmembrane transport
Cellular component (GO): membrane
Molecular function (GO): P-type sodium:potassium-exchanging transporter activity; ATP hydrolysis activity; magnesium ion binding
Source: RefSeq, a predicted model, not a curated record
AUGGGGAAGGCGGACAAAUACGAUAUGUACUCUGUGGAGAUGGAGAAGCAGCCGGGCCGGGACAUGGAGGUGAAGAUCAAGAAGAAGGCCACCAAAGGUGCAAAGAAGAAGGAAAAAUUGGAAAGCAUGAAGAAAGAGAUGGUUGUGGAUGACCACCAGUUAGAAGUGGAAGAACUGGAGCUGAAGUAUCAGACCAGUGUCACCAAGGGUCUGACCAGCACAGUGGCGGGAGAGGUUUUUCUUCGCGACGGCCCCAAUGAGCUCAAGCCUCCCAAGGGCACUCCCGAGUAUGUGAAGUUUGCCCGUCAGCUGGCUGGAGGGCUGCAGUGCCUCAUGUGGGUGGCAGCCGCCAUCUGCCUGAUUGCCUUUGGCAUUCAGACGGGACAAGGCGAUCUCACCAGUGCCGACAAUCUGUACCUGGCCAUUGCCCUCAUUGCUGUGGUGGUUGUGACCGGCUGCUUUGGCUACUACCAGGAGUUCAAAAGCACCAACAUCAUUGCAAGCUUCAAGAAUCUAGUGCCACAGCAAGCCACAGUGAUUCGAGAUGGGGACAAGUUCCAGAUCAAUGCCAACCAGCUGGUGGUGGGCGACCUAGUAGAAGUCAAAGGGGGAGACCGGAUCCCAGCGGACAUCAGGAUUAUUACAUCACAGGGGUGCAAAGUGGAUAAUUCCUCAUUGACUGGGGAAUCCGAGCCUCAAACCAGAGCCCCAGAAUGCACCCAUGAGAACCCCCUGGAAACCAGAAACAUUGCCUUUUUCUCCACCAUGUGCUUAGAAGGCACAGCGACUGGGAUUAUCAUCAACACUGGAGACAGAACCAUCAUUGGGUGUAUCGCCAGCCUGGCCUCGGGUGUGGAGAACGAGAAAACACCCAUCGCUAUUGAGAUAGAGCACUUUGUAGACAUCAUUGCUGGCUUGGCCAUCUUCUUUGGUUUUACCUUCUUUGUCGUCGCUAUGGUUAUUGGCUACCCCUUCCUCAAGGCCAUGGUCUUCUUCAUGGCCAUCGUGGUGGCUUAUGUCCCUGAGGGCCUUCUGGCAACUGUCACUGUCUGCCUUUCCCUCACAGCCAAGCGCUUGGCCCGGAAAAACUGUGUGGUGAAGAACUUGGAAGCUGUAGAGACUCUGGGCUCAACGUCUGUCAUCUGUUCUGACAAAACCGGGACCCUCACACAGAACCGCAUGACCGUCUCCCACCUUUGGUUCGACAAUCAGAUCCAUACGGCAGACACCACAGAGGAUCAGUCGGGGCAGACUUUUGACCAGUCUUCGGAGACUUGGAGAGCUCUCUGCAAGGUGGUGAGCCUCUGCAACCGGGCCUCUUUCAAAUCAGGCCAGGAUAGUAUACCUGUGCCAAAGCGGAUUGUGAUUGGAGACGCCUCGGAGACCGCCCUGCUCAAGUUCUCCGAGAUCACCCUGGGAAACGUGAUGGAGUAUCGGGACCGCUUCAAAAAAGCCUGUGAAAUCCCCUUCAACUCUACCAACAAGUUCCAGCUCUCCAUUCAUGAGCUAGACGACCCACGAGACCAGCGCUACCUGCUGGUGAUGAAAGGAGCUCCCGAGCGCAUCCUGGAGCGUUGUUCCACCAUCAUGAUCAAGGGCCAAGAGCUACCCCUGGAUGAGCAGUGGAAGGAAGCUUUCCAGACCGCGUAUAUGGACCUUGGCGGGCUGGGUGAACGUGUGCUGGGGUUCUGUCACCUGUUCCUUCCCCAGAGCGAGUUCCCUCGUGGCUACCACUUCAACAGUGACGAGAUGAAUUUCCCUACCAGCGGGCUGUGUUUUGCAGGCCUCAUCUCCAUGAUAGACCCACCCAGAGCCACCGUACCUGACGCCGUCAUGAAGUGCCGCACUGCGGGAAUCCGGGUGAUCAUGGUGACAGGUGACCACCCCAUCACCGCCAAGGCCAUCGCUGCCAGCGUGGGCAUCAUCUCAGAAGGUAGCGAAACAGUGGAAGAUAUCGCCACUCGCUUGCGCAUCCCUGUGGAGCAGGUCAACAAGCGUGAUGCUCGGGCCUGUGUGGUGAACGGGGGCCAGCUAAAAGACAUGGAGACCGAGGAGUUGGUGGAGAUCCUCAAGAUGCACCCAGAGAUGGUCUUUGCACGGACCUCCCCUCAACAGAAGCUGAUCAUUGUAGAAAGCUGCCAGAAAUUGGGUGCAAUUGUGGCAGUGACAGGAGACGGGGUGAACGAUUCGCCUGCCCUGAAGAAGGCUGACAUUGGUGUGGCCAUGGGCAUCGCCGGAUCUGACGCAGCCAAGAACGCUGCCGACAUGAUCUUGCUGGACGACAACUUCGCCUCCAUCGUUACUGGCGUCGAACAGGGCCGCCUGAUCUUUGACAAUCUCAAGAAAUCCAUUGCCUACACCCUGACCAAGAACAUCCCAGAGCUGACCCCAUAUCUGAUCUACAUCACAGUCAGCGUCCCUCUUCCACUCGGUUGCAUCACCAUCCUCUUCAUCGAGCUGUGCACAGACAUUUUCCCCUCUGUUUCUCUGGCCUAUGAGAGGGCGGAGAGUGAUAUCAUGCACCUGAAGCCACGCAACCCUCGACGGGACCGUCUGGUCAAUGAAGCACUGGCCGUCUACUCCUACUUCCAGAUCGGAGCCAUCCAGUCUUUUGCGGGCUUCACUGACUACUUCACCGCCAUGGCCCAGGAGGGCUGGUAUCCUCUGAAGUGCGUGGGCCUUCGGGCAGAUUGGGAGAACGACCAUCUGCAGGACCUGCAGGACAGCUACGGACAGGAAUGGACUUUCGGGCAACGCCUGUACCAGGAAUAUACAUGCUACACUGUCUUCUUCAUUAGCAUUGAGAUGUGCCAGAUUGCUGACGUACUCAUCCGCAAGACGCGGCGUCUCUCCGUCUUCCAGCAGGGCUUCUUCCGAAAUAAAGUCCUGGUGAUUGCAAUCGUGUUCCAGCUCUGCCUGGGCUGUUUCCUCUGCUACUGCCCCGGGAUGCCCAACAUCUUCAACUUCAUGCCCAUACGAUUCCAGUGGUGGCUAGUGCCUCUGCCCUACGGGCUCCUCAUCUUCGUCUAUGAUGAAAUCCGAAAGCUGGGAGUCCGAAGACACCCUGGAAGUUGGUGGGAUAAAGAACUCUACUAUUAAGAACUGCACUUUGGGAGUCUGCUUCUCACCACCAGCACAAGAAGCUACAGCAACAAGGAAUCAAAAGGACUUGCUUCUGUCUUUGACUGCACUGCUGAACCAAACUGGCUGCAUUUCACCUCUCUAGAUUAGGCGUCAUAGUCCAGGGGUCCCAACUCAGCUACUUUUGGGCAAAGAACUGAUUGUUCACCAAGAAACUAUUUGGGGAGAAGGGUGGCAGUCCGGGCUGUGUGAUCUUGCAGAGGGAGAAAUAGAAAGAGGGCUGUGGGAAUGCUGAAAUCACGGACAAGUACUGAAAUUGGUAUUGGAAGAAUUGUGAGAAUUAAAGUGGUUUUUAAAAAAAUAAUUAAAUACCAAAUACCAAC